This is a messenger RNA of Trichoplusia ni (cabbage looper), 2006 nucleotides long. Its product is annotated as protein ANTAGONIST OF LIKE HETEROCHROMATIN PROTEIN 1-like. The transcript is spliced from 2 exons. The coding region runs from base 1077 to 2006 and encodes 309 amino acids. Lineage: Eukaryota; Metazoa; Arthropoda; Insecta; Lepidoptera; Noctuidae. The record is from RefSeq and is a predicted model, not a curated record.
ACCAUUGGGUUCUAAAACGGCAGGUACACCAGCAGUGACAAGAGCACGACGAAUGAUGUCAUUAAUAUUUGCAUGACGCGGUAUACGCCCCGCGCUCCUGCCGCAGGACAGGCCAUGAUGACCAAGGCAAUCGACUCUUUCACCGCAUUGGCAAAGAUGAGAUGCGACACAUUGUACACCCAAUAAAAUAAACUAUUAUUUUAGACGGGGCACUUUAAUACACUAGAGGGGCAGAUUGAUACGUAUCAUUGUACCCCGCACAUUACCGUAUCAAAGUGCCCCAACGGACUUUUUCCACAAACAAUUAAUUUGAUCUAAUAUAUAAUAAUAAUGCAAUCAAAAACAUUUUAAAAUACAAUAAUAACUAUAUUUACUUACCUGUAGUAACAAAUAAUAACAAAAACAACUAAAAGAAUCCUCCUGAGACACAAUUACAUUUCACGUUUUUUCUUUGUAGGCAGCGGCGCACGCCACUUUCAACACGUUAGUGACCGUUGAGGUCCAAUGGCAAACUAGCGGCGAAUGGUGUCACAACUGUCAUUCUUGUAAAUGCCCUUGAGCAUUCUAGUGAUGUGCCGGACUGUGUAUCGUUUAUCGGUUUUGAGAUAUAGAUACUGGACCAAUGUGCCCCCCCUCCCCCUACUUAAAUUCUCUUCUAAAACUUUAAAUUGAGUGGAUAGACAAACGUAAAUAAAAACGCACGUGGCUAGCUCUGACGCGUCAUAACGCAAUACUGUCGCGUUCACACUUGUUUGAUGCGUCGUACGGCGGCCGCUCCCCCGCCCACCUACCCCCACCCCUCUGAUGCGAUUGGAAUCUCGUCUGACGCGUCGCAUCAGAAGCCAUCACAACAGAUAGCGACACACAAAUAUAAAUCUCACCAUACUAAAUGUAUGAAACCGAUACCAUUCUGAUGCGUCACGUCACAACACGUCAGACAAAUGUAAAUCCGGCUUUAAGCCAUGUAUUCACUGAGCAACAGUGUUUCGGAUACACAGUUUCUGAAACAUCACGUAAAUGUUUCCAGGAACAAUGUUUCGGAAACUCUGCCGUCCACACAGUCAGUUGCUUAGGUCAUGUCGCCCGAGGAAGUAGUGUUGUUAUGUGGUGCCUACAUUUUUUUGCAUAAGUCCAUUUCUAGUAAAAAGAAACGUAAAAGAUGGUGGGUCAGGAAUUACUUGCUAAGAAGACAAGACGUAUUAAGUGAUUUAUGCAUGUUUGAUGGAUCAUUUAUAAACUUUCUACGAAUGUCAAAAUCAGAUUUUGAAUAUCUUUUGCAAAAUGUUGGACCAUUUAUAGAGAAACAAGAUACAAACUUACGAAGUGCAGUUACCGCUGAAACAAGACUAGCCAUUACUUUAAGAUAUUUAGCUACUGGAGAUUCAUAUUCUUCACUCUCAUACACUUUUAGAGUUUCCAAACAAUUAAUCAGCCGGAUCAUACCCGAAGUUUGUAAGAAUAUAAUACGUGUGUUGAAGAACUACAUCCAGGUUCCGAGUUCCGAAGCGCACUGGAAAGAAAAGGCCCGUGAGUGGAACGAAUUAUGGAAUUUUCCACACUGUGUCGGAGCUAUAGAUGGGAAGCAUGUGGUUAUUGAAGCGCCUAGCAAUAGUAACAGUGAUUACUACAACUACAAAGAUCAGUUUAGUAUUGUACUACUGGCUAUUGUAGAUGCAUCUUAUAAUGUUAUAUAUGCAAACUGUGGUGCGAAAGGAAGAGCAUCUGACAGUGGCAUCUUUCAAGAAACGAGUUUCUAUCAAAGAAUGGUGGAACACCGUCUUAAUUUUCCAAACCAAGAAACGAUAUCACCAGAUGGACCUGACCUUCCUUAUGUAAUACUGGGCGAUAGUGCAUUCCCAUUAUCGGAAAACUUGAUGAGGCCGUACCCGGGUAUUCAUAACCGUGGCACAAUGAAACGAAUUUUCAACUAUAGACUCUGUAGGGCCAGGAGGGUUGUAGAAAAUGUUUUUUGGAAUUUUAUGCGUGGUUUUUCGUGUAUUUCGUAA